Messenger RNA from Dreissena polymorpha, 2316 nucleotides. RefSeq lists its product as uncharacterized. Gene Ontology annotation, biological process: signal transduction. The record is from RefSeq and is a predicted model, not a curated record. The transcript is spliced from 3 exons. NCBI's taxonomy places the organism in Eukaryota, Metazoa, Mollusca, Bivalvia, Myida, Dreissenidae. Gene Ontology annotation, molecular function: protein binding. The coding region runs from base 1 to 2316 and encodes 771 amino acids.
AUGCGACGCGAGCCCGCGGCCGGUGCAGACAUGUUGGAGCGGUGGGCGAGAAGAGGUCCCGCCUCUACUCUCUACGUGCUUCAUACAGUGCUGAGGAGUGUCGACAGAGAGGACUGUUUGCUUCUUCUUGAGAGAUCCAUAUACACCCGAGUCGUCUGCGUCAAUCUCAUGGCUUGCAUAAAGCACGAGGACAGCCUCGAGAUCAAUCACGUCUCUGCGCAGGUGUGUGCCGAUGCAAGCCUCGCGGAGAGCCUAGCGGGCGUUUUAGAGACGCCUCUAGAGGAAAAAUUCCGACUAUUAGACCCGGGCGUAACGUGGACAGGCUCGAUCGCUAAGGACUUCAAGGGAAGACAGCUGACGAUUCUGAAACUUUCAAAACUGACACCCAUGGUACAGGACCCCACUGUUGACUCCAGUGUCGAUAUUGACAACACCGUGAGUGCGCGCAUCAACCUACCCAUGAACUAUAACCAUCCCAGGCACUUCUAUCUGAAUAUACCAUAUGAGGACAUGGGAACGUCACCAAAUUCCCGAAAACAUAGUUUGGAAACGAAUGUUUCGCCGAUUGUUAAAGUCCCAACUAGCACAUCAGUGGCGAAAAAAAGUUUUACCAAUUAUAACAACAGUGACCCAACAGUGUGUUAUGCAAAUAUGUCAUCGCAACGUGAAUCUGAAGACACGUUGCAUGGCAAAAAGAGACACCCGCAAGUAAUCUUUACGAAUACCGUCGACAGCAAACAGUCCUCAACAUCACCGAUGUCUGAGUGUAUUCAGCGGCCGGGAAGUUAUGCAAAAGACUCAAAGAGUGGCGCUAAACAAACAAUCACAAUGGAACGCAACAUGCAAAAGAAUUUUGAUGAAAUUUGUAAGAAAUCGGACCAUGAGAAAUAUGUAGAUAUGCGCAAAUCAUGUAGUGAUUGCAACGGGAAUUGUGUUCAUGUAAGCAACGAAAACAGCUAUGUUAAACAGAUUUUCAGAAAUCCAGUUGCGUGUGAAAACCAAACAGAUUUAAAUGUACGUAAUAUCUCAAAUCUUUCGAGGCAGAACUCGGCGAACACUAACAACAGUUACGGCUCCGAUUGUUGUAAUAGCGAUGAAGAUAAAACCAUGAAUUCAGAGGAAAUAAUCAAUGGGAUUGGUGAGGAUGAUGUGUUUCGACGUGAAAUUGUAAGUGAAAAACAAAACGUUCAAGAUGGCGAGUUCGUUGACACCGACAUGUUAUGUGAUAGCUUUGAUAAAUGUAGUGCCAUCGGAGAUGAUAAGGGGGCAGUUCUUAAUGAAACGGUCUCUGAAAUGAUGCAAAGUUUUGGUGAUGGUAUUAAUGUAGAAUCGCCCGUUAACGUGACAGCAGAAACUGCAGGUAACUUGGGUGAAAAUCCAGUGUACCAAUCAGACAGUUUCAUAACGUAUGUAAAAGAGUACAUGUUUUCGCAAAAAGAAAACGGUACCGGUCUUGUUAAUUUAAAUGACUGUGAUAAGCCAACACGUUGCGAAAAUAAAAGAAAGUUUUACAGUUGCUUGAGCUAUACCAAAGUAGUACACGAAUCGUAUCACGAAGGAAAUGUAUCGCGCUUCGACAAGGAAGAACUCUCUGAUGAUUCCACAACGCAUCUGAAGACGCUGUUCACAUCUGCAACACAUGCUAAUGAAGAUAUAACCGAUCAGGUAGAAGAACAUGGUGAGGGAAUGGUAAACAAUUGUGAUAUCUCCGACAAAGAUGACAUUCCGAACUAUUUGGAUUUCAAUAAGUUUCUACAGAACAGCGAAGAAUCACCAACUAUGGGUGAUCUAGAAACCAGAAUGGACCAUCACGAAUGUUCUGCAGAUAGGUUUUCACCAAUAAACUACGCUUUGUUUGAUUGUUAUAGGAACAGAUUCACAAAUGAAAGAAAUGAGAGUUUUGAAAACGAUGAGAAUAGGUACGAGGACUUAAAACAGACCGACGAGUCAAACUAUGUUGGUUACCGGUCUGGUAGACAAAGGGAUAUGACAACACUAGCUGAAAUAUUUUCUCCAACACCAAGCGUUGUUGAACAAGAUAAAAGCAGUAUUGCUGAUGAAAAGGUGAGGCGAAAGCGAUUUCCUGGGCGAUACAAUACCCGGAAGACAGAGAAUACAACAAAAAGUGCACUUUGUCAAAUGUGUAGCAACGACAGCAUUAUAAACAGUGUUUUGACCGCUGUUGCAACCAACGUAGAGACGUCUUCUGCAAACAUAAUGGAACAAAAGAAACCAGUUUGUGCCCAGAAACCAAGCAAAUUGAAAAGAUCAAAACCAGUGCCCAGAAUAAGAUAUUCAAAAGUGAAGACUCAUUAA